AUGAAAGCUCCCGUUUUUCAUGAGAGCUCUGGAUAUGAAUCUUGGCAUGUUAAUCCAGAGGGUGGCUCUCAGUUUUUGCUCGCGGGACGAGACCCUGGUUGAGAACGGAUGAAUCGGGCUCUCUUCGUUCUCGGCGGGAAAAUGAUCACAGGGAACGACAGCGAAGAACAGGAGAUCUAUCACGGCUAAUCUUACAUCCUUCAAUUGGACCCCAGCAGGACAACCUUGGACGAGAGCUGCUGAGGUCAUCAGUAUGUACGUGUUCUUAGAUUUACAGAAAAUGAGAAGAAUGAUGAAGAGGAGGCCCGCCCAACAAUCUGUUAUACAAUUCUAUGUCAUCUUUAUGUAUUUAUGGACCUCGAGUAGGGAAGAUCAAAUGGUAGGUGACUGGGGGGAAGGGGAGGGGGGAGGAGGAAGCAGGAGGAUCUCUCCGGCUCCCUCGUCGUGUCUCUGUGCCUGAGCGCUAACUGUCUCCAAAGUCUCUAAUGGAGAAUCGGCCGCCCUCCGGCAUGUUGCCUGCGUGCCGGAGGCCGAGGGUGAGAGAGACGUCGCCGGAGGCCCCGUACCUCCUGCGUGCCGCCGCCGAGCCCGCGAUGGCGGCGCGGAUGUCGUCGGUGGGGCCCAGAUCGCCCAUCGGCAGCACGUCCAUGCCGACCAGGGAGGCGACGUCACCGGCGCCACCGGUGGGACGGCCCAGCGGGUGGCCCGUCAGGCCUUCAGACGCCGCGAAGUGCGGCUGAGAAGGGUCGCCGUCGUUUGCACCGAUUUGCGGCUCUAGCGGCGGCGGUUGGUUCUUCUGUUGCUCUUGGUGCUGCUGCUGCUGCUUCGGCGACUCCGAUCUCCCUUCCUCCCUUUCACCGUCGUCCGUAAGAUCCUUCGAUUCCUGCUGGUACAUCUCCUCCACCAUGGGCUUCCACAGCCGAACCCUCGCAUUAAUGAACCAAUUCGAUACCUGCAACGCAUGUUAUCCAAGCAUAUUGAAAACCGACAUGACACAUCUAGGGCUGUCGCAGCCCGGCAGGGCUGGGUCGAAUCCCAUCCGAAUCACUUAAACGGCGAUGACAACCACAGAUCUGGUCAGAAGUAAAUGAAGCCUGUGGCUCUGCGGCUCUCGCCUUCCUACAUUCUUAUCUACAUGCAGUGGAAGAGGGGAGUCUGAGAAGAAACCUGCUCACUCCAUUCCACUCCCCUCCCCUCCCCUCCCCGUUGGUCUUAUUUCAGAAGAAAUCUAUGCAACAACUAUUCUUUUUUCUUAUCGGUUUCGUCUUAUCAGAUCACUGCUAACAUGCUGGACCACGGGCUGGUAUUAGCGGAAGCUGGGGAGAGCAUGCAGAGGGAAGAGGAAAUCGACAGACGACUGUCUGCAGUUUUUUUGUUUUUUUACUUGACCUCAACUGGAAGGAGACAGGACGGCUGUUUGAAUUCUGCAGGAGACGAAAGAUGAGUGAAAAACUGAGAAUUCUUCUGGUUCUUUCUUGCUCCAAUAGUUCCCUUUGGCCGUCACUCGUCAUUCGACGGAUGAACACUCUCUCUCUCUCUCUCUCUCUCUCUCUCUCUCUCUCUCUCUCUCUCUCUCUCACUCACUCACUAUGGGCAGCUUUCCGAAUGACUUGACCCCCAUUUAAGUAGCAUACUUACCCAUGAGCAUCAGAUGAUCUACUAAUUUUUCCCUGCCUACUUUCGGGGAUCGCGUCCGACCAAUCGACGAUCGGGCCGAAACCGAGAAAGAGAAAUAUAAAAGAUAGCAGCUUUGUGCCCGGGAGGUGUCAGGUUAUCAACAAUACUCGUUGAACUGGGGACAUACUCCUACCUACGACUUCGCAUCCUUGUUGAGAAUCAAAGAGCUGAGAAUUCAUCACUAGUAGGGUAAGUUGACGCGGGAGGGGGGGAGGAGGGAAGGGCGGACGAACCUGAUUUCGCGAUAAUCCCGUCUGCCUGGCCAGCAAAUGCUUAUCUGCGUCGCUUGGGUACCUGAGAAGGAAAGGAAAAGAGUGGAAGACGAAGUCAAGACCUCUGACCGACCACGCUGAGACGAGAGUCCCCCCUCUCCCCAAAGAAAAAGAAAAGGAAAAGGGGAUAAAGUCUUCUCAUGGUGCGACAAACGGGAAGGGCUCCGGACAGUGAUACUGUUUGUCACUCCGUCUGUGAAGAAAGAGAUCACCAAGACUGAAGGGGUACCUUUGCCCAGGCUUUUUGUUGCAAAGACAAGGCCCGACGACUGCAGCAGCUGCACCACUCCCCCUCGGGGAUGAUGGCAGGGAAUAGGAGGGUGAAAGUCGGGUUAAAUUUGUUGAAGUCCCUAAUCAUUGUUCGUAUUGACAUUGAUAGCGAGCGGAGCGUAGAGGAAGAAGAUGACAGGGUCUCGCGGCCACUGGGGUGUGUGAGAUUAUGGAUGCAUUGGUGGUUCAGCUGUGUCUAGGUGAGGAGGAGGUGGUUGUGGUCUCGUGCGCUUAACGAUCUCAAGCUACGGCCAUGGUCUUUAAUGAAGAGGAGAUGUAGAUUAUGAAGUUUCCUCGGCCAGACAUUUAUGAUAGAUGCACGAGCAGAUGCAUCAAAGGAGAAGAUGACUAAUGCAAUAUAACAAUCAUAAGACGACGAAGCAAACCAGGAGGAUGAAGAAGAACCAGAAGAGGAAGAAAGAGGCGUUAUUCAUAAGGAAGAGAUAAUACGUACGGGUGGAGGAAGUGCUCAAAAAGCCAUCCCCUUAAUAUGUUCACGGAUCGUUCAGGCAAGCCCCUCUGAGGCCUCCAGGCUUCUUGCUCCAUCAUCCCUAUCUGGUGGAAGGCCCUCUGCUGACGUAGGCUUUGCUCAAGAAGCCGCAGCCUGGGGGUCUCCCCCUUCGUGAUGCCUGUGGAGCCUGCCCCGUCCUUCUCUCCGAGGAGAUCGCAAGUGUGCUUAAGCUGCGCGGCUAUGGCGUCCUUGAGGCACCGGAAGUGCCGGGACAUGGCCUUCUGAGCCAGAGCUGUGUAGGGGGUGGCUGCGCCCGCGCCCAUCACCGUGUCGAACGAGUUCACCACCACCUGCAUCUGUUCGCAGUAGUGGUUGUACCUUCUCUCGACCUGUAAAUAUAAGCGAAAAAUAGAGUAAACAAAGAGGAGAAAUAUCGCCGAAAGAGAAGAGAUAAGAAGGGUUUGAGGCCGCCCCUCAUAACCCACGAGUACCAUACUUGUUCCAUCCAAUUAUAUGGUUCCUUCAAUAAUGGACGGGAAGAUACGAAAGGGAAGUGCUCUACCGAUGCACUUGAGCUUCACUUCAUGGAAUGCCAAUAAAGUCGGCCGUGUGAUCAUGAGCCUACUUGCGGGAUAUUCAGUGACUCUGAUUCCGUUGGCUGAGUUCCCACAUACGGAAAGGAAGUAUCACGUAGUGGAGAAGGAAUGAUUCUUUCUACGCGUACGUUUUCAACUUGAUUAUCGUAGUAGAAACCGAGAGAGAGAGAGCAAUGAAUGCAUAGGUCAAACGGUUUUCUCGGUAAUAGAGUGAAUGCCUGGAAGAGUAUCCUGAUAUCUACAACUUGGUUGUCGAAAAUUGCGAGCGUAAGAUGAGCAUGCAGCUGAGUGCAGAAAGUCAACGUGAAUUCCCCUUAAUAAGUCAACUCGAGUUGCUCCCUAAUGGCUUACUCUGCAGGUUUUCGAUGAUGGGUAAUUCGAUCUAAUCUAGGCAUGGGAUCUCUGAAGCUGGCCUUCUUCCAGGAGCCUGAGGUGCGUGGGUAGGGAAAUCCCAGCGUUCUGGGCGGGCGUAGUAUACGGAAAGUGUUGUGCGAGGGAAAAGCUCGAGGUACCGACGGUGGGAUGGAAACUGUAAUCUAAGAGGCAUUCUAAAGAAAAAUCAUGGGAUGGUCGACCGAGGUGGUUUGGAAGCUCACUUCCGGCUCCCUCGUCUUCCUUGAAGGAUAAGGGAGAACUGUGACAGUUGGAAGCUCUCCACGGAGGAGAGGGGCGAUACAGAUGGAGAGACUUGUAGCGGGAAAGGAGAGGAGAGCUGAGCUAAGUGUUUAAAAGUGAGUGGAGAUGGAGGUGGUAAAAAUUAAAAAAAGCGGGUGAGAAGUGGUCUAGAGAGAUAGAUAGAUGAUAGAGAGGGAGAGAGCGAGGAGAGAGGAGAUAGAGAGAGAGAGAGAGAGAGAGAGAGAGAGAGAGAGAGAGAGAGAGAGAGAGAGAGAGAGAGAGAGAGAGAGAGAGAGAGAGAGAGAUUGGGGUACAUGCCUCGUCAAGCAUGGACAAGAGCUUGGCCUUCCUCCGUUGGUGCUCGAACCUAUCCGCAGGCGAGAGAGGGGGGGGCUCCUUGAUGGAGGAAGAGCUCCCAGCGGCGGCACUGGAGGUAGAGGCGCUACCACCGGCGGAACUAGGGUUCCGAUUGGCGGCAGAUCCAUUGUGCCGUCCUUUCCUUGACCCCUUUAGCUGGCCCCUCGCCAUCCCGCAGAACUCCUCCAGCAGGUCCUGUGCUGCCCGGGUAUACUUGGAGUUUCUCAGCAUGUUCGCCACGCCUGCAGAGCUCCCGAAGCCGACAUGCUGCACAUGCUGACUGAAGCCCAGUUGACCAGGCUGACCCUGAAAAUGCAAUUGCCUCGGCUGUUGCUGUUGCUGGCCUCCGUAAUACCUCAAUUCCUCGGCCCGCGCCAUUUCCAGCUGCUGGAGAGAUGAGCUGAGAGACAGCGAGAGACCUUGGCCCUCCACCAUCCCCCCUCCGAAGGAACUGUUGCCAAAGGAUUGCGUCUGGAAGGCGCUGGGGUCUGGCGAGGGAGGAGAAGCUGACCUCUGCUGCUGCUGAAGAGGGUUCAUCAGGAACAUAUGCAUCGCCGCAGCUGAGUCUGCAUUCAUCCCGGAGAGCUGGUGAUGGCGCGGUGGGUCACCGACCUGGGGCUUGGGUAUGUCCACUGAGGAGGCGAGGCCACCGCCCAUCGCCAAACCUUCCCUACUGUUGCCGCCGCCAUACCAGUCCCCGGAGAAGCCAGCCGCAGGCGGCCUCUGGGGACGGAAAUUCGGUGCGAUUUGGCUCGCGAGAAGGUCGGUGGAGGACUGCCCCGCGGCGGCGGAGAAAUUGAACAUGUCUGAAAGCAUGUUGCCACCGCCGGCGGGCUCGUAGAUGGGCUCCGGUAUGUCAUCAAGCGAAAGCAGCGGAGCUCCAGAUGGGUCGAAGCCUUGCACCCUCAGCUUGUCCCUCCGACUUUGCUGCGCGAUGUGCUGUUGCUGCUGCUGCUGCUGCCGCGUGGCAGCGGCGUGA
Molecule: messenger RNA, 5217 nt
Organism: Spirodela intermedia
Lineage: Eukaryota; Viridiplantae; Streptophyta; Magnoliopsida; Alismatales; Araceae
Source: the annotation of a GenBank genome assembly